AUGGCGACUGACCCAAUGAAAAACCGCAUGCAUGUCUUCAAGAAUACUGGUAAAGAUGUCGAUGAGAUGCGAAGGCGAAGGAAUGAAGUGACAGUAGAAUUACGAAAAAAUAAACGAGAGGAAACGCUGCAAAAGCGCCGCAAUGUUCCUAUUAGUGAUUCUACUGACGAAGAUGAAGUUGAACGGACCACGAACCUUCACGAGCUAGUGAUCAAUGCGGCCAAAGCAGACAAUCCUGAAAUCCAACUAGCUGCCGUGCAACAAUGUCGAAAGCUAUUGUCCUCAGACAAAAACCCUCCGAUUGACGAGCUGAUCGCAGCUGGCAUCCUUCCCAUCUUAGUCCAGUGUCUUUCGAGAGCUGACAACCCAACUCUUCAGUUUGAGGCAGCUUGGGCCUUGACGAAUAUUGCAUCGGGAACUUCGGCACAGACCAACAAAGUAGUUCAUGCGGGCGCUGUUCCUCUAUUCCUACAAUUACUUAUGUCUCCACAUGAGAAUGUAUGUGAGCAGGCUGUAUGGGCUUUAGGUAACAUUAUUGGAGAUGGUCCAAUGCUUAGGGAUUUAGUGGUAGAGCUUGGGGUGGUUAAGCCAUUACUGAGCUUUAUCAAACCAAACAUCCCCAUUACAUUCUUGCGUAACGUAACAUGGGUAAUAGUGAACCUUUGUAGGAGUAAGGAUCCACCACCACCAGUUAAGACAAUCCAGGAAAUUCUUCCGGCUCUCAAUGUACUUAUCACACAUUCAGACAUGAAUAUCUUAGUGGACACAGUGUGGGCAAUCAGCUAUUUAACUGAUGGAGGCAAUGAGCAAAUCCAAAUGGUGAUUGAGUCUGGCAUUGUUCCCAAGUUGAUCCCACUACUAUCCCACAAAGAGAUGAAAGCCCAGACAGCGGCAUUAAGAGCUGUUGGUAACAUUGUGACUGGUACAGAUGAACAAACACAGGUUGUGCUCAACUGUGAUGCUUUAUCACACUUCCCUGCGUUAUUGUCCCAUUCGAAAGAAAAAAUAUGCAAAGAGGCUGUGUGGUUCUUGUCGAAUGUGACAGCGGGUAACAAACAGCAAGUACAAGCGGUAAUUGAUGCUGGUUUACUGCCGAAGAUUGUAGAGAACCUUAGCAAAGGAGAGUUUCAGACUCAAAAAGAGGCCGCCUGGGCCGUUUCCAACUUGAGUAUUAGUGGUACAAAGGAGCAAGUGGCCGCUCUCAUUAACUGUGGCGUCAUACCUCCUUUCUGCAACUUGCUGAGCUGCAAGGAUACGCAAGUUAUCAGUGUGGUCCUUGAUGGACUGAGCAAUAUGCUAAAGAUGGCGGGUGAGAAUGUGGAACAAGUAGCCAACAUGAUAGAGGAGUGUGGUGGCAUUGAUAAGAUUGAAGAGCUGCAAGGCCACGAGAAGAUGGAGAUCUACAAGAUGGCCUAUGAUAUUGUAGAGCAAUACUUUGCUGGAGAGGAGGAGGACGCGUCGUUAGCGCCAGCGGCGGCGGACGCGGGCUUCCAGUUCGACCCGGCGGCCGGCGCGCCCAACGCCGCCUUCCGCUUCUGA
This is a messenger RNA of Parnassius mnemosyne (clouded apollo), 1539 nucleotides long. The record is from the annotation of a GenBank genome assembly. Lineage: Eukaryota; Metazoa; Arthropoda; Insecta; Lepidoptera; Papilionidae.